Morone saxatilis (striped sea-bass) is the source of this 1722-nucleotide messenger RNA. It is a transcript of the gene id4, whose product is annotated as inhibitor of DNA binding 4. Gene Ontology annotation, biological process: negative regulation of transcription by RNA polymerase II; circadian regulation of gene expression; cell differentiation. Gene Ontology annotation, cellular component: nucleus; cytoplasm. Lineage: Eukaryota; Metazoa; Chordata; Actinopteri; Moronidae. The transcript has 3 exons. Gene Ontology annotation, molecular function: transcription regulator activity; protein dimerization activity. Bases 261 to 689 code for a protein of 142 amino acids. The record is from RefSeq and is a predicted model, not a curated record.
UCCUCUAUAAAUGUAGGAAAUCUAUUCAUUCCUUUCACACCGAGCCUGCUGAAGUAAGAGGAACUGUGAGGCUCCACGGGAUGUGUUGACAGACUAGAAUUCCGCCUUUUGCUUUAUCUUAUUCUCUCGCUAAUUUGCGGCUGUAUUAGAGUAGCUUUCGCCGUGUUUACAGCGCAUAAUCUCAAAUACCUCCUGCUACCAGUAGUGUAAUUAUUUGUUUGUUUUUUCGCUGCCUCUCUCUGAGCCGUUGGUUAUCUAAGAUGAAGGCUGUUACUCCAGUCCACCCCCAGGACUCCUCCUCCAGCGGCAGCGAGCUCUCCCUGCACUAUCUGUCGAAGCAGAGCCUCAACAUCGCCCGGUGCAGGAUGGAAGAGGAGGACCUGUUCUGCCUGCAGUACGACAUGAACGACUGCUACAGCCGGCUGAAGCGCCUGGUGCCCACCAUUCCGCAGGAUAAGAAAGUCAGCAAAGUGGAGAUCCUCCAGCAUGUGAUAGACUACAUCCUGGACCUGCAGCUGGCCCUGGAGACGCACCCUUCUCUCCAUAAACAACAGCCACAACAGACCGGGACCUGCCCUCCUCCUCCAGCCUCCAACCCCAGCCGGACACCGCUGACCGUGCUCAACAUAGACCACCACCAGAGGACAUCAAUAGUCAAAAAGCCGGAGGACUCUAUUUUAUGCCGCUGAGAUAAAAGCACUGCAUUGGUGUGCAGGCUACACAGAGCCGCUCCAAAGCCAGCAAAGCUUCGCCAGGGACUCACACCCAACUGGAGGCACAAUCACAAGGGGAUUUCAAAACCGCUGGGAGGAAUUCAACCCAAAUAAAAUCACUAUUCAUAUCAGCUUUUUCUUUUUUUUUUGGUUCCAUUGAACAAGGAAUCAGUAUGUAGACAUCUCCCUCUCCUUCCUCCUGUUUAAGUUGCUCUAACUUUACUUCUUGUCACUUGAAAUUUCUUUCUAAAAGAGUGAAAACGUGGAAUCCCCACGCUGAGAAGUUUUUUGUUGGAAACCCGUCUGUCAACAGCUAUGAAAACUGUUUGUGAAUUGUGCUUAAAGAAUAACUAAAAAUGACUCCAGUUUAAAGCUUUACUAAACUGCGAAAAAUCAUUGUACAUGUUUUGGACAUCUAUUGUUUAAAAUAGAUGAUUUGUGUUGAACAGGGAUGUCAUCCCUGGAAUCUUAAAAUGUUUGAUAUUGUAAAAAAGAACAAUUCUGAUUCGAGACGAUUAAGAUUGUACAUAUAGAGACACAAAUGUUCUAUAAAAGUAUGUGAAAGGAAGACUUAUAUGCUUAAAAUAGACUAUUGUAAUUAUAAGAUAUUUUUAUUAAAAUCUUUUUUUGUCGUUAUGUAAAUAUUGUGUUUCCACUUUUAAGUCUUUUAGUAAAUGAACGUGGUUAUGCUCUGCCAAUAAUGUCCUCACAUGAUGAUAUCAGUUAACUCUUUGCAGUGUUUUUGGAAUAGUUUAAUAUGUAGCAUGUCAGGCUCAUUGCAGAGGUUUUGAAUGUGCACUGAAGCAGCCCUCCCUGUGUAGAUAUGUGGUGGAGUUCAACACGAGUUCUUCUAUUAUUUGCCCUGCUUAGCUUUUUCUUGAAUUGUUUUGUACUCAUUAACUAUGACAACUUUGACCCGCUUGGAGCGAAGGGUUGGUCUGCUGUUUGAUCUUUUAAAAAAAAGGCCUGAUUUGACUCUGUUACAUUGCACUCUUGUAAAAAAAAAAAA